Molecule: messenger RNA, 11453 nt
Organism: Coregonus sp. 'balchen'
Lineage: Eukaryota; Metazoa; Chordata; Actinopteri; Salmoniformes; Salmonidae
Source: the annotation of a GenBank genome assembly
AGACUAUUCUAUAUCUAUACCUCUGGUACAACAGGAAUGCCUAAGGCUGCUAUUGUGGUGCAUAGUAGGUGAGUGACACCUAGUGUGUUCUAGUGAGUGACACCUAGUGUUCUAGAAUGGUGUUAGUGUGUUCUAGUGUGUUCUAGAAUGGUGUUAGUGUGUUCUAGUGUGUUCUAGAAUGGUGUUAGUGUGUUCUAGUGUGUUCUAGAAUGGUGUUAGUGUGUUCUAGUGUGUUCUAGAAUGGUGUAAGUGUGUUCUAGUGUGUUCUAGAAUGGUGUUAGUGUGUUCUAGAGUGUUCUAGAAUGGUGUUAGUGUGUUCUAGAAAUGUGUGUAGUUUGUUCUAGAAUGGUUCUAGAUUGUUCUGUGUGUAUGUUAUCAGGUACUAUCGCAUCGCUGCCUUUGGGUUCCAUUCCUUCGGCCUGCGUCACGAUGACAUAAUCUACAACUGUUUGCCUCUCUACCACUCCGCUGGUAUGUACUCAUCAUGUGUGUGUGUCAUAGGAUCUUGGAGUAUUAUUACAACAUGCUCAUAGCAACAGAGAACAGCUAUAGAGUUACAGUAGCAAGCUCUUGCAUGUCAUCCUCUACCCCCCCCCCCCCAUCUCUAUCUGUCUCUGUCUCUGUGUGUGUGUGUGUGUGUGUGUGUGUGUGUGUGUGUGUGUGUGUGUGUGUGUGUGUGUGUGUGUGUGUGUGUGUGUGUGUGUGUGUGACCUCUCUCUAGGUAACAUUAUGGGUGUGGGACAGUGUCUGCUCCAUGGGUUAACUGUUGUAGUGAGGAGUAAAUUCUCUGCUAGCCGUUUCUGGGACGACUGUGUCAAGUACAACUGCACGGUGAGUUUAUCAGCCAAUCACACACAACAACAAUGGGAGGUCUGAGACCUUGAACCCAACUGAGGUGAAUGAGCCGUUCAGACAGGGUUUUGUUUAAUAGGUUGUUUUUCUGUUGUUGAUGUAACAUAAUUGUUUUGUUAAAGGUCCAAUUCAGCCAUUUUUCUCAAUAUCAAAUCAUUUCUGGGUAACAAUUUUCAAUUAAAAUGGUCAAAAAGGAACAAAAAUAGCUUCUUAGCAAAGGGAACUUUCUCAAGCAAGAACUUUGCUAGGACUGUCUGGGAGUGGUCUGAGUGGGGAGGGGAAAACUGAAAACGUGCUGUUAUUGGCAGAGAGGUUUGGAACUCUCUUUCUUAUUGGUCUAUUAACUAAUUUACCGCAUGGUGAUGUCACCAGGCAGGCCAAAACUCCAUCCCACUAAAACAAGCUGAUAUUUCAGCCAGUCUUUUCAAACAGCUCUUACACUAAAAGGGCAUUAUCACAAUUUCACAGUAUUAUUCCAACUUUAUAGUGUGGAAAUAUAAAACACAGGAAAAUCACGUUUUUGACUGCACUGGGCCUUUAAUACCAGUCAGUGGUUGGGGUCGUGUAUAGCACUUUGUGACAUCUGCUGAUGUAAAAAGGGCUUUAUCAAUACAUUUGAUUGAUUGAUUUAUAGUGGGGUGGCGGGAGAAUUACAAUAAUCUGUAUUCUUAAUUUUUGCAUCGGACAAUAUACAAAGUUUCUUGAAAGAUAAUUAGAAAAAUACAAUUUUAUUGAGUAAAUUUAUUUAUUGGUUAUCUUAAUUUUGAAAAGAGAGAACCUUCAAUUUAUUACAUUUUUAUUUGUAUAUAUAUAUAUAUAUAUAUAUAUAUAUAUAUAUAUAUAUAUGUAUGAGCGAGAGAUUUAAGGUUGUCAUUAGAUUUGGGGUUUGGGGUGAAAAAAAUGGGGUCCCCGCUGAAAAGGUUUGAAUACCACUGCUCCAAGUGUAUCCUUUUGCCACAAGAUGGUGGGGUUGUGCAAGAGAUUUGUGCCCACUUCAAUUCUACUUUGUGUGUGUAUGCAUAUAUACUGAGUGUACAAAACAUUAAGAACCCUUUCCAUGACAUAGAUUGACCAGGUGAAAGCUAUGAUCCCUUAUUGAUGUCACUUGUUAAAUCCACUUAGAUCAGUGUAGAUGAAGGGGAGGAGACAGGUUAAAGAAGGAUUUUUAAGCCUUGAGACAAUUGAGACAUGGAUUGUGUACGUGUGCCAUUCAGAGGGUGAAUUAGCAAGACAAAAGAUUGAAGUGCCUUUGAACGGGGUAUGGUAGUAGGUGCCAGGCGCACCGGUUUGUGUCAAGAACUGCAACGUUGCUGGGUUUUGCACGCUCAACAGUUUCCUGUGUGCAUCACGAAUGGUCCACCACCCAAAGGACAUCCAUCCAACUUGACACAACUAUGGGAAGCAUAGUCCAUGCCCCGACAAAUUGAGGCUAUUCUGAGGGCAAAAGGGGAGGGUGCGGGGCGACUCAAUAUUAGAUGUUCUUAAUGUUUGGUAUACUCAGUGUAUGUGUGUUUGUGUGUGUAUCAGUGGAGGCUGGUGGGAGGAGCUAUAGGAGGACGGGCUCAUUGUAAUGGCUGUAAUGAAUUAAAUGAACGGAGUCAAACAUGUUUGUGUUUGAUACCGUUCCAUUAAUUCCAUUCCAGCCGUUACAAUGACCCCGUCCUCCUAUAGCUCCUCCCACCAGGGUGUUUCUCUCCAUCUACAGGUGGUUCAGUAUAUAGGUGAGAUGUGCAGGUACCUGUUGGCCCAGCCAGAACGUCCCCCCCAGGUGUGUCACCGUGUGCGUGUUGCCGUGGGUAACGGGCUCCGCCCCGCCGUGUGGGAGGAGCGCUUCAGGAUUCACCAGGUGGCAGAGUUCUACGGCGCCACCGAGUGUAACUGUAGCAUCGCAAAUAUGGACGGAAAGGUGUGUGUGGGGGGGGGAGUGUGUGUGUGUGUUCUUAUGUUAUGUCAUGUCAUUAUUAUCUGUGAUGUAAAUGUAAUGGUGUGUUGUGUGUUUCGGCAUGUGGCCCUCUGUGCGUUCAUGGGUGUGUGUCCAUGACCGUCCAUCCAUGUGUGUGUGUCCGUCCGUGUGUGUGUGUGUGGGUGUGUGUGUGUGUGUGUGUCCGUCCGUGUGUGUGUGUGUGUGCCAGGUGGGUGCGUGUGGGUUCAACAGUCGCAUCCUGCCCAGUGUGUACCCCAUCAGACUGAUUCAGGUGAACGAGGGGACGGUGGAGCUAGUACGGGACAGACACGGGCUCUGUAUACCCUGUCAACCUGGUGAGAACACACACUAUCUAUCUAUCUAUCUGUCUGUCUGUCUGUCUGUCUGUCUGCAGUGCAUUCGGAAAGUAUUCAGACCCCUUGACUUUUUCCACAUUUUGUUACGUUACAGCCUUAUUCUAAAAUGGAUUCAAUCGUUUUUUCCCCUCAUCAAUCUACACACAAUACCCCAUAAUGGGUUUUUAUAAAUGUUUGCAAAUGUAUUACAAAUAAAAAACUGAAAUAGAACAUUUACAUAAGUAUUCAGACACUUUACUCAGUACUUUGUUGAAACACCUUUGGCAGCAAUUACAGCCUCGAGUCUUGGGUAUGACGCUACAAGCUUGGCACACUGUUACGCACGUUGACUGAUGACUCGUGGAACCAAGGCGCAGCGUGAUAAGCGUACAUCUUUAAUUAGUACUUAACACACGAACAAAACCAAAACAACAAACCAACGAUACGUGAAGUCCUGAGGUUACACACACCAAACCUUUACGGAUCAAGAUCCCACCAACUAACUGGUGCCAACAGGCUGCCUAAGUAUGGUCCCCAAUCAGAGACAACGAGCUACAGCUGUCUCUGAUUGGGAACCACCCUGGCCAACAUAGAUCAACACGAUCUAGAACAAAAACAUAGAAAACUAAACAAUGAAAAUCCACACCCUGGCUCAACAUUUAAGAGUCCCCAGAGCCAGGGCGUGACAGUACCCCCCCCCCCAAAGGCGCGGACUGCGACCGCGCUACACAAACACAAGAGGGUAGGGGCCGGGUGGGCAUUCCGCCUCGGAGGCGGAUCCGGCUCCGGGCAUGACCACCACCUUUUCUCCACCUCCCCGUUGCGCCCCUGGUCUGGUCUGGCCCCGCUGACUGGAGCUGGACUCGACGACGGUGGACCAAACCUUACCAGCUCCGGACUGGAGCCGCUGGCCGGAGCUGGACUGGACACCGGUGGAGCGGAUUGCUCUGACUCCGGAGUGGAGCAGCUGACCGGUGCCGGACCAGGCACCGGUGGAACAGGCACGGGCCAUGCCGGACUGGACACACGCACCACUGGCUUGGCGCGGGGAGCAGGAAUGGGCUGGACCGGGCUGACGACGCGCACCACUGGCUUGGUGCGGGGAGCAGGAACGGGCCGGACCGGGCUGACGACGCGCACCACUGGCUUGGUGCGGGGAGCAGGACCAGGCCGGACCGGGCUGGCGACGCGCACCACUGGCUUGGUGCGAGGGACAGGAACAGGCCGGGCUGGACUGGGAACAUGCACCACUGGCUUGGUGCGGGGAGCAGGAACAGGCCGGGCUGGACUGGGAACACGCACCACUGGCUUGGUGCGGGGAGCAGGAACGGGCCGGACCGGGCUGACGACGCGCACCACUGGCUUGGUGCGGGGAGCAGGACCAGGCUGGACCGGGCUGGCGACGCGCACCACUGGCUUGGUGCGAGGGGCAGGAACAGGCCGGACCGGGCUGGCGACGCGCACCACUGGCUUGGUGCGCGGGACAGGAACAGGCCGGGCUGGACUGGGAACACGCACCACUGGCUUGGUGCGGGAAGCAGGAACAGGCCGGGCUGGACUGGGAACACGCACCACUGGCUUGAUGCGGGGAACCGGAACGGGCCGGGCCGGACUGUGGAGGCGGACUGGAGGUCUGGAGCGGAGAGCUGACACAACCCGUCCUGGCUGAAUGCCUAUUUCCACACAAUAUGUGUGAGGCAUCAGCACAGGACGUACAGGGCUGUGCACUCGUACUGGCGCUACAGCACGUGGCACUGGCGCAGGAUAUACGGGACCGAGGAGGCGUACUGGAGGCCACGAGCGUUGAGCUGGCACACCCCGUCCUGGCUGCAUGCCCAUCUUAGCACGACACGUGCGUGGUGCUAGCACCGGACGUACAGGACUGUGCCGGAACACUCGCGGCACAGUACGUGGCUCCGCAUAACACGGAGCCUGCUCAGUCUCACGCUUCCUAGCCUGAGUACGGGGAGUUGGCUCUGCUCUAACUCUAGGCUCCGCCAACCACCCUUUUAGCCCCCCCAAAAAAAAAUAUUGGGGCUGUCUCUCGGGCUUCCUCCUCGGCCGGUACCCUCUGCGUUGCCGCUGCUCCUCUCUGUAGCGCGCCUCCACAGUCUCCUCCCAAGGACGGCGAUCCAUUCCGGCCUGAAUCUCUUCCCAAGUCCAGGAUCCCUUCCCGUCCAGGAUCUCCUCCCAAGUCCAGGCUGUCUGUUCCUGGACACGCUGCUUGGUCCUCUUAAGGUGGGAUCUUCUGUCACGCACGUUGACUGAUGACUCGUGGAACCAAGGCGCAGCGUGAUAAGCGUACAUCUUUAAUUAGUACUUAACACACGAACAAAACCAAAACAACAAACCAACGAUACGUGAAGUCCUGAGGUUACACACACCAAACCUUUACGGAUCAAGAUCCCACAAACUAACUGGUGCCAACAGGCUGCCUAAGUAUGGUCCCCAAUCAGAGACAACGAGCUACAGCUGUCUCUGAUUGGGAACCACCCUGGCCAACAUAGAUCAACACGAUCUAGAACAAAAACAUAGAAAACUAAACAAUGAAAAUCCACACCCUGGCUCAACAUUUAAGAGCCCCCAGAGCCAGGGCAUGACACACACCUGUAUUUGGGGAGUUUCUCCCAUUAUUUUCUGCAGAUCCUCAAGCUCUGUCAGGUUGGAUGGGGAGCGUUGCUGCACAGCUAUUUUCAGGUCUCUCCAGAGAUGUUCAAUCGGGUUCAAGUCCGGGAUCUGGCUGGGCCACUCAAGGACAUUGAGACUUUUCCCGAAGCCACUCCUGCGUUGUCUUGGCUGUGUGCUUAGGGUCAUUGUCCUGUUGGAAGGUGAACUGUCACCCCAGUCUGAGGUCCUCAGCGCUCUGGAGCAGGUUUUCAUCAAGGAUCUCUCUGUACUUUGCUCCAUUCAUCUUUCCCUCGAUAUUGACUUGUCUGCCACUGCAAAACAUCCCCGCAGCAUGAUGCUGCCACCACCAUGCUUCACCGUAGGGAUAGUGCCAGGUUUCCUCCAGACGUGACGCUUGGCAUUCAGGCCAAAGAGUUCCAUCUUGGUUUCAUCAGACCAGAGAAUCUUGUUUCUCAUGGUCUGAGAGUCUUUACGUGCCUUUUGGCAAACUCCAAGCGGGCUGUCAUGUGCCUUUUACUGAGGAGUGGCUUCCGUCGGGCCACUCUACCAUAAAGGCCUGAUUGGUGGAGUGCUGCAGAGAUGGUUGUCCUUCUGGAAGGUUCUCCCAUCUCCACAGAGGAACUUUAGAGCUCUGUGAGAGUGACCAUCGGGUUCUUGGUCACCUCCCUGACCAAGGCCCUUCUCCCCCGAUUGCUCAGUUUGGCCGGGAGGCCAGCUCUAUGAAGAAUCUUGGUGGUUCCAAACUUCUUCCAUUUAAGAAUGAUGGAGGCCAUUGUUCUUGGGGAACUUCAAUGCUGCAGAAUUUUUUUUGGUACCCUUCCCCAGAUCUGUGCCUCGACACAAUCCUGUCUUGGAGCACUACGGACAAUUCCUUCGACCUCAUGGCUUGGUUUUUUCUCUGACAUAUACUGUCAACUGUGGGACCUUAUAUAGACAGGUGUGUGCCUUUUCCAAAUCAUGUCCAAUCAAUUGAAUUUACCACAGUUGGAAACAUCUCAAGGAUGAUCAAUGGAAACAGGAUGCAUUUGAGCUCAAUUUCGAGUCUCAUAGCAAAAGCUCUGAAUACUUAUGUAAAUAAGGUAUUUCUGUUUUUCAUUUUUAAUAAAUUUGCAAAUAAUAUAUACAUUUUUUUAUGAGGACAUUUUAGAAUAAGGCUGUAAACAUAACAACAUUUUGAAAAAGGGAAGGGGACUGAAUACUUUCUGAAUGCUCUGUAUCUAACUCUAUACCCCCCCCAGGUGAACCAGGUCUCCUGGUUGGUUGUAUAAACCAGAAUGAUCCUUUGAGGAGGUUUGAUGGUUAUGCCGACCAGAGCGCCACCAAUUAGCUCACAACGUCUUCAGGAAGGGAGACAUGGCAUAUCUCUCAGGUAGAUACAUCUCCUCUUUAGAUACAUAGAGAUACAUCUCCUCUUUAGAUACACAGAGAUACAUCUCCUCUUUAGAUACACAGAGAUACAUCUCCUCUUUAGAGACAUAGAGAUACAUCUCCUCUUUAGAGACAUAGAGAUACAUCUCCUCUUUAGAGAUAUAGAGAUACAUCUCCACUUUAGAUACACAGAGAUACAUCUCCUCUUUAGAGACAUAGAGAUACAUCUCCUCUUUAGAGACACAGAGAUAUAUCUCCUCUUUAGAUACAUCGAGAUACAUCUCCUCUUUAGAUACACAGAGAUACAUCUCCUCCUUUCUCUUCUCCCCUCUCUCUUUUUUCUCUUUUUCUGUGUCACUCUCCAUCUCGUUCCCUCUUGCGGUCUCUCUCUCAAACUAACGCUCCAUCUCAAAGUGUAGAGUUGCAGGAGAUGAGCUUUAAAACUUCACAAUGUUCUCUCUGCCGCAUGGCAAAAUGUGUAGCAUUGUAGGAGAUGAGCAUUAAAACAGCAAAAUCUUCUCUCCACCAACAAGAGUGGUGUGAACAGUUUGGGGUUCAAUCUGAACCUUUGCCACCUAGGACAUUUGUAUGACCGGACCACUUGAGGACCCCUGUGUAAUAGAGACCAGUACUGGAGGUACUGUUGGAGGUUUCAGUGAGGAGGUAGACAAAUGGACCCAGUGCAUUGCCCGUGGUGAGGGCUUUUAAUGGGGAAAUCACAGUGCCAUGCUAUAUACACUGCUCAAAAAAAUAAAGGGAACACUUAAACAACACAAUGUAACUCCAAGUCAAUCACACUUCUGUGAAAUCAAUCUGUCCACUUAGGAAGCAACACUGAUUGACAAUACAUUUCACAUGCUGUUGUGCAAAUGGAAUAGACAACAGGUGGAAAUUAUAGGCAAUUAGCAAGACACCCCCAAUAAAGGACUGGUAUUGCAGGUGGUGACCACAGACCACUUCUCAGUUCCUAUGCUUCCUGGCUGAUGUUUUGGUCACUUUUGAAUGCUGGCGGUGCUUUCACUCUAGUGGUAGCAUGAGACGGAGUCUACAACCCACACAAGUGGCUCAGGUAGUGCAGCUCAUCCAGGAUGGCACAUCAAUGCGAGCUGUGGCAAGAAGGUUUGCGGUGUCUGUCAGCGUAGUGUCCAGAGCAUGGAGGCGCUACCAGGAGACAGGCCAGUACAUCAGGAGACGUGGACGAGGCCGUAGGAGGGCAACAACCCAGCAGCAGGACUGCUACCUCCGCCUUUGUGCAAGGAGGAGCAGGAGGAGCACUGCCAGAGCCCUGCAAAAUGACCUCCAGCAGGCCACAAAUGUGAAUGUGUCUGCUCAAACGGUCAGAAACAGACUCCAUGAGGGUGGUAUGAGGGCCCGACGUCCACAGGUGGGGGUUGUGCUUACAGCCCAACACCGUGCAGGACGUUUGGCAUUUGCCAGAGAACACCAAGAUUGGCAAAUUUGCCACUCUUCACAGAUGAAAGCAGGUUCACACUGAGCACAUGUGACAGACGUGACAGAGUCUGGAGACGCCGUGGAGAACGUUCUGCUGCCUGCAACAUCCUCCAGCAUGACCGGUUUGGCGGUGGGUCAGUCAUGGUGUGGGGUGGCAUUUCUUUGGGAGGGCGCACAGCCCUCCAUGUGCUCGCUAGAGGUAGCCUGACUGCCAUUAGGUACCGAGAUGAGAUCCUCAGACCCCUUGUGAGACCAUAUGCUGGUGCGGUUGGCCCUGGGUUCCUCCUAAUGCAAGACAAUGCUAGACCUCAUGUGGCUGGAGUGUGUCAGCAGUUCCUGCAAGAGGAAGGCAUUGAUGCUAUGGACUGGCCCGCCCGUUCCCCAGACCUUAAUCCAAUUGAGCACAUCUGGGACAUCAUGUCUCGCUCCAUCCACCAACGCCACGUUGCACCACAGACUGUCCAGGAGUUGGCGGAUGCUUUAGUCCAGGUCUGGGAGGAGAUCCCUCAGGAGACCAUCCGCCACCUCAUCAGGAGCAUGCCCAGGCGUUGUAGGGAGGUCAUACAGGCACGUGGAGGCCACACACACUACUGAGCCUAAUUUUGACUUGUUUUAAGGACAUUACAUCAAAGUUGGAUCAGCCUGUAGUGUGGUUUUCCACUUUAAUUUUGAGGGUGACUCCAAAUCCAGACCUCCAUGGGUUGAUACAUUUGAUUUCCAUUGAUAAUUUUUGUUUUUUUGAGCAGUGUACAAUAACAAACAUAAACCAUGACUGAACAGGAAAACUGGGGAUGAAUGAAUACAUCCAAUAAUUACUGAGCUCUCAAAUGAACCAGGCUUGAACCAUGCCUGUAGCAACCUGUCCCCCUGGGAAUGGCCAACAAUAACAUAACCCAACAACAGGAUAAAUCGUGCUUCAGACCACGGACCUCGUUUGACAAUUGGCACCCCCUAACGCAGCAGGAAGAAAUAAUUCACCUCUUCAAUAAAUGAGGAAGUAAACAGGGAAGUUUGUAACAUAUAUAUAUUCCAGUAGAAAUAGUGGUCAAUACGAUGUGCACUUUGGAAGGCAAACUGACGAAAAGACAUGAAUGGAAAGACUAAAUAACACACCACAGAAGGACAUUACAUCAUAGACACAUGACAUCAUAAACACAUGACAUCAUAAACACAUGACAUCAGAAACACAUGACAUCGUAGACACAUGACAUCAUAAACACAUGACAUCAUAAACACAUGACAUCAUAGACAUAUUCAAUAAACUGCCUUUUCAGAAAGCCAGAAAUCGUUUCGGUGUCUGGGGCUAUUAAACAGUAAGGUAUCAGACUGACACCAGCUCCAUGACACCCUCCUCUACAUCUUCACACAUAAUGUUGGUUUUCUGUACUGAAUUAAACCUCUCUAUCCCACCUUCACCUGUCCCCACAACAGGAGGUUGGUGGCACCUUAAUUGGGGAGGACGGGCUCAUGGUAAUGACUGGAGCAGAAUCAGUGGAAUGGUAUCAAAUACAUCAAACACAUGGUGUCAAGGUGUUUGAUGCCAUUCCAUUUGCUCCAUUCCAGCCAAUAUUAUGAGCCGUCCUCCCCUCAGCAGCCUCCACUGGUCCCCACACAUCUCUCUCCUCCCUCUCCCAUCCCUCCUCUCUCCCCUCCCUCUCUCCUCCCUCUCCCCUCUCUCUCUCCCUCUCUCCCCUCUCUCUCUCCCUUUCUCCCCUCUCUCCCCUCCCUCCUCUCUCCUCUCUCCUCUCUCUAGGUGAUGUGUUGAUGAUGGAUGAUCUGGGUUAUAUUUACUUCUGGGGCCGUAGUGGAGAGGGUUACACAUCUCACGUAUAAACACUCUUUCUGCCCCCCCACCUCUUCUCUUUCUCUGUCUCUCUCUCGCUCUCUCUCUCUCUCUCUCUCUCUCUCUCUCUCUCUCUCUCUCUCUCUCUCUCCCUCCCUCUAGGUGAUGUGUUGGUGAUGGAUGAUUUGGGGUACAUGUAUUUCCGGGACCGUAGUGGAGACACGUAUCGCUGGAGAGGAGAGAACGUCUCGACUACGGAGGUCGAGGCAACACUCAGCGGUCUGCUGGGACAGACUGACGUAGCAGUCUAUGGAGUCACUCUGCCAAGUAAUGCACAUGACAUAGGUGUCUAUGUAGUGCCUGUGUCAGGUUAUAUACAUGACAUAUGGUCUAUGUAGUGCCUGUGUCAGGUUAUAUACAUGACAUAUGGUCUAUGUAGUGCCUGUGUCAGGUUAUAUACAUGACAUAUGGUCUAUGUAGUGCCUGUGUCAGGUUAUAUACAUGACAUAUGGUCUAUGUAGUGCCUGUGUCAGGUUAUAUACAUAGUAUAGUUAAAACAAGACAGUCCCUGUACUUUAUAUACUACCAGGCUAUAUACUAAAUAUGACAAAGAAACAUGACAAUGAAGUCCCUUUGCCAGGUAAUAAACAUGAGAUGGUAAAAAAAAAGACACUAUACUGACCUCUUUUAAAAUGUACCUGUGUCUGUCUACAGGUGUGGAGGGAAAGGCUGGGAUGGCAGCCAUUGCUGAGGGUGCGGAUCAGUUUGACUUUGGUGUGUUCUUAGGGGCGGUGCAGAAAGCCCUGCCUCCCUACGCACGCCCACUCUUCCUCCGGCUCCUUCCCCAGGUCGACACCACAGGUGAGACGGGCGCACGCAACAUGCAGUCCAAUGGACACACACACACACACACACACACUUCCUCAUUCCCCCCCCCCCCCCUCUCUCUUUAGGCACCUUCAAAAUCCAGAAGACCCGUCUGCAGAAGGAGGGAUACGACCCUCGGCACUCUGCUGACCGGAUCUACUUCCUCAACAGCCGUGCAGGAUGUUAUGAGGUUGUUACUGAGGAGUUGUAUAUUGCCAUUACAGAGGGAAGAAUGUCUCUAUGA